Volvox carteri f. nagariensis is the source of this 1572-nucleotide messenger RNA. RefSeq names its product NADH:ubiquinone oxidoreductase B14 subunit (gene nuoB14). Gene Ontology annotation, biological process: response to oxidative stress. The coding region runs from base 129 to 539 and encodes 136 amino acids. NCBI's taxonomy places the organism in Eukaryota, Viridiplantae, Chlorophyta, Chlorophyceae, Chlamydomonadales, Volvocaceae. The transcript is spliced from 5 exons. The record is from RefSeq and is a predicted model, not a curated record.
CCUGUCUGAUUGGAGAUUCCUAUGUCAACUACGUGACGUGUGAGGGCACAUUACAAAGUUCGCUACCAAAUUUGGCACACACUUUACCAAUAAGAACACAUUCUUCAUUCCUUUAGAAGCACUUUACCAUGGCAUCGCGGCUCGCCAAACAUGUGGCUGCCGUCCAGCAGAAGGAUAGGCUUUUCGGGGGCGCUGCACGGAGCUUCUACUUCGAGAUUUGCCGAUGCUUGCCAUUCAUUCAGCGACUGCAUAAGAUGGAGGAGAUGGUGUCGGUGAGGGAGCUGCGAGCUAUCGUGAAGGACAGGUUCAAGGAGUACAAGGACGUGAAGGAUGGAAGGGUCGUGGACUUGCUCAUCUUUAAGGGGCGCGAGGAAAUCGAGACCUAUCUCCUGAUGCACAAGCAGCGGCACCAUGUGUUGACGGAGGUCGUGGAGCCGUACUACAACAAGCAGCGCGCCGUGAAGAAGGUUUCGACGAACAGCCCUUUCUUGGACAGCUUCCUCACAUCUGCCUAUCCGCAGCUGCAACAACGCCUGUGAAUGCGAAGCUGGCCUGCAAGGCUUUGUCUGCACGAGACAGCUCAUGUGCGUCGUUGCUGCUGCAUUUUGAAAUUUCGAAAAUCUGUAUGGCUUUGCAACCUGAGAAACUUUGUGUAUAGUUAAUCCUGCUGCUGCAUCUUAACCACUGUUGUGGCUCGUGUGUGUUGGAUAAGUGGUGCAUUUCGGGAUGGCAGACACGUGGAGGGGGUUUUACAUGCUUCGUUACGAAGUCGCCUGUCAAAUACACAUCAAGGACCUGCUCUACUGUCCUAGCCGCUGGUUAUCUCACCAGCAAGCCAAACCCUACCUACGGCGCGGCACUAGUUAGAGGCCCGCGUACCUCAAGUACUGACUGGGUAAUAAGUGAUCCUGCCCGGCUCCUAAGGGGCCCGUGGCGCCGUAUGUAACAGUGUGGCUAUUUCCUAAUCCUGACAUGGCCGUUGCCCCGAUCCCGAGUCCCGUGAUAUCAUUAAGCCCCGGAAAAGCCAGACCUUGCACAUUAGACCCUGUAAGCCCAUGCAAUGGGGCAUAUGCCGACUUGAAGGGAUAAUGGUACAUUCCCUUGCGGAGCUCGGCCGCAUCAAAGCCUUGUGGCAUGGUUGCCAGACCUUUGGCUGUGCUCUCUUGUGGACCUUGGACCGGUGGCUGAACUGUGCUGCGUGCGGAUGGCACCGGCCAAGCAAUGUUCGGGGCCGCAGUGGAAGCUGAGGCGCAGAAAUCCGAACCGGUCGCAGUGGCCUGCACGCUCUUGCUCCCCGAUGUGGUUGGCGUCAUGAACGACAUUGCGACUGAGCUGGACAUCUGCUCAGGCCGGUACAGCAAAGUGUUAUGUUCAUUCGGAGCCGCAGUCGGCUUGAUGCCGUAAGCAGGGUUCAUUGGCACUCCGGAGACAUGGUGAAUUGGGUGCCAUUGGUUCGUUGCUGCAUACGGAAAGUUGCCGAGCACAUCCACCGCAGGCUGCCAUGCAUUCUCCGCUGCAUGCACGUUUGCUGCUCCUUUUGCCCCCAACGCCAUCCCGGGAACUGCAGCUGCC